Molecule: messenger RNA, 4128 nt
Organism: Oncorhynchus masou masou (cherry salmon)
Lineage: Eukaryota; Metazoa; Chordata; Actinopteri; Salmoniformes; Salmonidae
Exons: 2
Coding region: 215-1774 (519 amino acids)
Biological process (GO): protein dephosphorylation
Cellular component (GO): mitochondrion
Molecular function (GO): [pyruvate dehydrogenase (acetyl-transferring)]-phosphatase activity; cation binding
Source: RefSeq, a predicted model, not a curated record
AGAGCCUGUCUAUAGUCACAUUUUGGGGAGGAAAUGUCAGCUUAUGACAGCACAUUAUAAUCGUCCAAAACAGAUUCAUCCUACAUUAUAUUAAGCAUGGGAACAAAGUAGUCUACCCAAGUUAAAAUAUAACCAAACUGUUCUGUUCUCAAGAACUGCUCAGAGUAACUCAUCGGCUACAGCAGGUGGCGUUUGAAAACUCCAAGUUCUAAAGAUGGUACCUCCGCUCUGCUUUCAACACUUCAAACAAUACUGGGCCAUGUACAGGUUAAGACUGAUAAGGAAAAGCUGCUUGACCCAAAUGAAAUUACUUGGCUUUGAUACUAGACUGUGUCAUUCUUCCAGACCUCCAGUAGAUUUGAUCGGUAUCCACUACCCAGCAGAAACAAUCAAUGGGAGAAAAUACAGAGACAACCAUCAGACCAGUCAGAUGCCUCUUUCUAAAAUAAACCACAUCUUAAAAGCUAAUGAGUACAGUUAUAAAGUCAAUGGAUAUGAUGGACGAAACUCUGUUAACUCAAUUUUAGGGUUAGAUAGUAACAUCUUGGCAUCAAAUGCUCUGAAUGAGGACCGCAGGAGUGCAGCGACUUGUCUCCAGAGUAGGGGAAUGCUUUUGGGGGUUUUCGAUGGACAUGCAGGUUAUGCGUGCGCCCAGGCAGUCAGCGAAAGGCUCUUCUACUACAUUGCUGUGGCUCUACUCCCAGUGAAGACCUUAAUGGACAUUGAGGAUGCAGUUGAGAAUGAAAGGCCGGUGUUACCCAUGCUACAGUGGCACAAGCACCCAAAUGACCAUACCAGCAGAGACUCUGGGAAGCUUUACUUCAACAGCCUUAGGACGUACUGGCAAGAGAGGAUCGAUCUAGAGGAGGAUGAGGACAGGGACGUCCAAACGGCUUUGAUGAAUGCAUUCAAGAGGUUGGACAAUGACAUUUCACUUGAGGCCCAGGUGGACUUUGGGGACCCCUUUUCCCACUUCACCCCUCUUCGGGUGGCUCUGUCAGGGUGCACAGCAUGUGUCGUCCAUGUGGAUGGAGAUGACCUGCAUGUGGCCAACCUGGGGGAUAGCAGGGCCGUGCUGGGAGUCCAAGAGGAGAACGGGACCUGGUCAGCACACACCAUCAGUAACGACCACAAUGCCCAAAACGCAGACGAGUUGCAGAGGGUUCUAGCGGAGCACCCUGCACUCGAACACAAGACGGUAGUCAAACACGACAGGCUACUGGGCCUCCUCAUGCCCUUCAGAGGGUUCGGAGACAUGAAGUUUAAAUGGAGUGGUGAAAUGUUGAACCGGGUGUAUGAAACAAGACCAGACAUCUUGUCGGCCAAUGAGUUUAAGAUGCUCCCACCUAACUACCACACGCCACCAUAUCUCAUUGCUGAGCCAGAGGUGACAAUCCACACACUGAGGCCAAAGGACAAGUUUCUGAUCAUGGCAACUGAUGGACUAUGGGAGCUGAUGCACAGGCAAACUGUGGUGCAGGUCAUAGGAGAACAUCUGACUGGUCUACACUGGCAGAAACCUGUAUCCGGGCUGUCUUUCACACUGGGACAGAUGCACAGGUUGCUCCAGGAGAGGAAAAGCAGAGCCAUUUUUGCUUUAGAGGAUGAGAACUCUGCAACACAUCUGAUCCGACAUGCUUUAGGGAGUGAUGGCUUUGGUACUGUGGACCCAAGGCGCUUGUCGAAAAUGCUCAGCUUGCCUCAGGACCUGGCAAGGAUGUACAGGGAUGACAUAACAAUUGUUGUAAUCCAUUUAAAUAGUGCCAACAUGUAAGCCAAUUAAAGAUCAGACAUUAAGGGGGAUAAGGGGCUCUAUUUUUGGCUGGCGCUAAGAAUGGCGCUCUUGUCAAACUGGGGCUCUGACAUUUUCCAAGAGAGAUGUGAUGAUGCCGGUGACCCUCAUAUUUUGAAAUAUUUCAGUUGUUUUCUGUUCUAUUUGAUUAGAAAGUCCUCUGUAGGCUUACCAACUAUAACGAAGCCGAGUUCAACAGCAAUGCUUCGUUGCGUCUUUUUUAUCCUGGCUAUGCAUAUGCCAAGCAGCCUAUCAAGAUUUUCUAAUUUUUUACUCGUGAGUGCAGUUUUGGAGGUUUAGACAAUUUUCACACCUGCAUAGCCUUCUUCAUUUCGCGUGUUUCUGUAUCUAUCCCCAUUUUUACAUAUACACCCCAGCUAGCACAGUGGAUCUGGGCCGAUUCCGGCUGAGAGUCGGGGCACUCGGCUGAGAGUCAGUCUCGGCUGAUGUCUUGUUGCCCUGAGCCUGGGCCGCCUUCGGCAGUAUUACUUAUGUCUGGCCACUCUAUUACUUAUGGCUAGGAUGUGGGGAUUCCGGUGAGAGUUAUCUGGCCCAAAUGUAUUACUUGGGGCUCGGGGCGAUUGGGGCUACUCUCUGGCAGAUAAUUACAUGGGCUGCUUUAUAUAAUUAACAUUUCAUUAUUUAUAUUUCCAUAUUUCCUCAGUUUUUGUGAUCAAAAAAUACCUUUAACAUUUAAAUGAAAUUCUUUUAGAGUCCUGUGUAGUAUUUUGAUACUUUGUGUAGGGCAAUUGAUAAGCAUUAAACAGCCUCCCGAGUGGUGCAGUGGUCUAAGACACUGCAUCGCAGUGAAAACUGCAUUUCUACAGAUGCUAGUUCAAGACCCGUGCCGGCCGUGACCGGGAGACCCAUGAGGCUACGGACAAUUAACCCAGCGUCGUCCGAGUUAGGGGAGCGUUUGGCAGGCCGGGAUGUCCUUGUUCCAUCUCAUUGUAGUGACUCCUGCGGCGGGCCAGGUGCAUGCACGCUGACACGGUCACCAGGUGUAUGGUGUUUCCUCUGACAAAAUGUUUUUUUGUGGAUGGGUAUAAUUUAUAUGUAUAAAAGUUAUAAUAGUAAUAUUUAAAAUGACAAAAAUCAGGUAAUUUUGUAUGCAUUUUUUUAUAUUUGCAUCAGGCUGCUUCUAGGGGAUUCUGGUAAAAUGCCGGCAAAGUCAGCUGAAUUCCGAUAGACGGAAACGGCCCGACGUACUUAGCUGAUUCUGAGCAGUCAUUUAUCUUCAUUCCGGGCCGAUUCAAUCAGUUCCAGCCCCCCGGAAGAGGCUUCUGGGCCGAUUCCUCAUUGAUAGCUGGGGCUCAUCCAACUUAUUUACAUUGUUCAGUCCUAUAAUACUAUAUCAACAGCAGAUAUCUUGCCUAUUGAGUAUGUACCUCACAUAUACAAUAUCAUUUAUAGAAGCAUAAUAUUUUUACUUUUGGAGAUGCGUGAAUGUAAUGUGUAAAAUAACAACAGUACAUGAAGAAGCCAUCUAGAACAGUGUGGACUGCAAACACCAAACAUAUUUAGCAGAACUGGAUGCAAUUCUACUAUUGCUAUUAUUCGUUACUGUAUGCUAUUUAAUAAAGGCAUCAAUCCACUAAUAUGUGAAUAUUCCGUGCCCUCAAGCCAAAUUGGAGUUCAUGAUAACUCAAACCGUCAACAGCAUACACAACUUGAAACAACCGUGAAUCAGUAUUACAGUUUUUUUUAUCGCUUUGGUACUAUUGUCAAGUAUGUGGUGAAUUUUCAAAACUCUUAGUACAAAACUCCAAACGGGUAACACUUGUACUAGCCACUCUUACAUUCAAAACCUUUCAUUGUGCAUUCAUUUUCUUUGUAGGCAUCUUUCACCACACAUCUAUUGAUCCAAAACAUAUUUUUACUGUGAAAUAUAACGAGUACAUUGGUUUAUUCACCAACACAGAAUAUAAUGCCAUCAGAGGUCUUUUCACAGUCCCCAUGUCCAGAACAGAUGAUGGGAGGUGCACAGUAUAUGGAACUCUACUCAUAUCACAUCUAUUCCACAUCACUAUUCCACAAGUAAAUCAUGCAAGCAGUAAAAUCUGAUAAAAAUACACCUCAUGGAACAACAGGGAAUAUGAAGAGACACAGUCACAGACACACACAUAUGACAACAUGCGCACUAUACACACAUGUAGACAUGGAUUCUGUGUUGCAGAUAUGUGACAGAGUAGUGGCCUGAGGGCAUCAGUUAAUGUGUUGUGAAAUUGGUUGUGAAAUGUAUUGUGAUGUUUUUAAAAUGGAAUAUAACUGCCUUAAUUUUGAUGGACCACAGGAAAAAGAGAUGCUGCAUUGGCAUUUGUAAUAAAUAAUAAUAC